UCUCAGCCGUGACCGCCAUGCUCUUGUUCAUCAGUUGUCUUGCCCUUGUGGCUUCUGCUUUGGGGUGUGGAAGGCCCUCUAUCCAACCCCAGGUGAGCAGAUACAACAAGAUUGUAAAUGGGGAGAAUGCAGUGUCCGGGUCCUGGCCCUGGCAGGUUUCACUUCAGGAUAGCAGAGGAUUCCACUUCUGCGGAGGAUCCUUGAUCAGCCCGUACUGGGUCGUCACUGCCGCUCACUGCACUGUGUCUCCCAGAAACCACCGCGUCAUCCUGGGAGAACAUGAUCGUCAAUCCAACAGUGAGCAAAUUCAGGUCAAGACCAUAACCAGGGCCAUCACUCACCCCUACUACAACCGCCAGAACUUCAACAAUGACAUCACCCUUCUGAGGCUGUCCUCCCCAGUGCAGAUGACCUCCCGUGUGGGCGCCGUGUGCCUGGCCUCCUCCAGCACCAACAUCCCCUCUGGAACCCAGUGUGUCACCACUGGAUGGGGCAAGACUGGUCAAACCUCAAGCCCCCGGUACCUCCAGCAGACUUCCCUGCCCCUCCUCAGCCCGGCUCAGUGCAAACAGUACUGGGGUUACAACAGAAUCACCGAUGCCAUGAUCUGUGCUGGUGCUUCCGGAGUGUCGUCCUGUCAGGGCGACUCUGGUGGACCCCUGGUUUGUCAGAACAGUGGCGCAUGGUCCCUUGUGGGUAUCGUCUCCUGGGGGACGUCCAACUGCAACGUGCGCACGCCUGCCGUGUACGCCCGCGUGUCCUACCUGCGCAGCUGGAUCGACCAGACCGUUGCUUCCAACUAAAGCCAUCGUUCAACACUUCUGCUCCUCUCUGGGAUUCUUCACAGAAUUCCUCCCUGUAGAAUUUGAAUGGCAGUGAAAAAAUCAACUGCACUUGUGAGAAACCAGGCUGAAAAUAUAACUUUAAAAACUAAA
Molecule: messenger RNA, 935 nt
Organism: Limanda limanda (common dab)
Lineage: Eukaryota; Metazoa; Chordata; Actinopteri; Pleuronectiformes; Pleuronectidae
Product: chymotrypsin-like protease CTRL-1
Exons: 7
Coding region: 18-803 (261 amino acids)
Biological process (GO): proteolysis
Molecular function (GO): serine-type endopeptidase activity
Source: RefSeq, a predicted model, not a curated record